Molecule: messenger RNA, 1669 nt
Organism: Psammomys obesus (fat sand rat)
Lineage: Eukaryota; Metazoa; Chordata; Mammalia; Rodentia; Muridae
Gene: Tmem177
Product: transmembrane protein 177
Exons: 4
Coding region: 419-1354 (311 amino acids)
Source: RefSeq, a predicted model, not a curated record
GUCCGGCGCGGUAGAGGCUCGUUCCAAGGUUGCUGCACAGAUGCUGAGGGCCAAGACUGAGGUGUGGCCAGGCUUGGCUCCCUGAGACCUUUCUCCUUGGGCAUCUUUACCCUGUAUCUUCAUGUGGUAUUUUCUCUGGAUUCUGGAACUAAACACGUGCAGCCACUGAGGGACAGCUGUCUAUGCAAUGCUCUCCGAGCUGUGUCUAGCAUAUACCACUGAGGCCGUUGCUACACCUGUCUGGCAGAUGGAGAGCUGAUGCUGUGAAGCCCCAAGUGGAGCCCAUACUCUCAGCCACAAUGCGGUGUCACUUCCAUUAAGAAUGGUGUGGCCCCAGAGGCUAUGCAGUCUGCAACCUGAGAGAACCAUCGUCUGACCUCUCUUAUUCUUGGCCAGAUUAUCAGCAGAAGCAGUACUCAUGGCUGGUCCUCUGUGGAGGGCUGCAGUCUUUAUACAGAGACACAGGACAGGCCUAUUGGUGGGUUCCUGUGCAGGCCUAUUCGGGGCUCAAAUCUCAUUUCACCUCUUUUCGGAUCCUAUACUCCAGUGGCUCUACCAGUACUGGCCGCAGGGCCAGCCGGCUCCCCUUUCCCCUCAGCUUCAAAGCCUCUUCCAAGAGGUGCUACAGGACAUGGGUGUCCCCUCAGGUCAUUUCUACAAGCCUUUCACCGCCUUUACUUUUCAGCCGGUGAGUGCUGGCUUCCCUAGAUUCCCUACUGGGGCUAUGGUGGGAAUCCCUGCCGUCUUCCUGGGGGACCCUGUGACCAACAUUGACCACACUGUGAUUAUACAUGGCCAAAGAGUGGAUUGGCAAAGCCCAGGAGGCACCAGGCUGAAAAAUUCCCUGACCCUAUCUCACGACGCCCAGAAGUUUGCCUUGGCCAAGGAGGUGGUAUACCUGGAGAGUAGUAUGGCUGCCCUACAGAGCCUGCCAGCCCCAGCUUGCCUAGCAGGAACCUGGGCAAUAACUGUGGGUACCAAGCAUGCCCUGGGGCUCUAUGGAGGCCCUAUGAGCUUGCGAGCUGCCUUCAACUUGGUGGCAAUAGUAGUGGGCUUUGUGGUCUACACCUUUUCCAAAGACUCCCUCCAUGUUGCCCUGGAAGGCUGGCUGGACCGCCGCACAGCCUCUCUGUCUGCAGCCUAUGCCCAGGGUGGAGUGGAAUUCUAUGAGAAGAUUCUGUCAGGCAACCUAGCCCUGCGCAGCCUUUUGGGCAGACAAGGAGAGAAGCUGUACACGCCAAGUGGAAACAUCGUCCCCAGACACUGGUUCCGCAUCAAACAUUUACCCUACACCACCCGCCGGGACUCUGUGCUGCAAAUGUGGAGGGCGACACUCAACCCGGGGCGCUCCUGAGAGCCCCAGCUACAGGGCACUCCUGGCUCACAGAGGCAUCACCUGUGGUGAAUUCUGGAGGAACUCUUGGCAUGGUUGCAUCCAUAGUAAGGUCAGAACAGUGACCAACCAGCUUUGGAGUUAAACAACUAAAUUGUGUCCUCAUCAUAAAUGGGCUCUGUGGCUGUGCGUGAGUGCCUGUGUGAUUCUGAGUCUUGUUUACCUCAACUGUAAAGUGGGAAGGGUUGAUUGUAGGGUGUCGUGAGGUUGUGAGCCCAAGGUCUUGGUAGAAAGCAACAUAAAUAAACAGGGCAUUCUUUGUUCUUGUUCUCUGAA